GUCUUUCAUCAUUUUUAGAAAUGCCUUACUGUGACAUGAUUACUUGAUUCAACGUUCUGAAGAUGACGGCCACGAGCACGACGACUCUGAUGACGCUCGCAGGAUACCAGCGACGCAGUUUCAUGCAGCUGUCCGCCCGUAGAUCAGCUGGUUAUUUUUGCCGAAAGAAGCUUGCAAAUUUGCAUGCUAAGAGCCAACAACGGCGACGCGACCAGAGUGCUAGCAAAGGUGGUAGGGAUCACCAACGACAGGGUCAGGAUGGAGAUGCACACGGCUCAUCACCACGACCACCAGAACAAGCUCCUAGUGCCAUUUCCGCUCGCCGCGCUGAACUAUCCGAACUGCUCCAGUCGAAAUUUGAUGGGGCUAAGGAUAAAAAGACACUGCAGAAAGCCUAUUACAAAAAAGCGAAAGCAUGCCAUCCAGACCGAAAUCCGAAGAAAGCCCAUGCUUUCGUGGAACUGAAGGCACAGUAUGCAGAAGCAUUAAAGUUGUUUGAGGAGGUGGAGAAAAUGAAGAAAGAGGCGGGAGGUGGAGGGAAGAAAGGAGUAGAUGGAAAUGAUUCUGGUAUGGCGAAGGGAGGCCAGUCUGGUUGGGAUAAUCAAGCAGCGAUGGAUAUUGAAGGUAGAAGUAUAAUAUUUGAGAAACUUUACAAAGUCAAAGUUGUCAAACAGUCAUUGUAGUCUGUACAUGUUGGUGUAACUAACUACUCAGAAGUACUACAUCACUAGCUGCAGGAGGUGUAAUAAAAAUUACUCCACGUGCGUCGACAAAAUAAAACGACCUCCCUCACAACAGCCGCCGCUGCCCUACAAGCUGCUUAUGACAAGGAAGCACGAGCGGAGAUGAGAAACACGGUUUUAUCGCUAGGCUGUUGCAUCGCAUUUCUUUGCUAUUUUUGGGCCAGAGUGAGCGACUCGCGAGAAGACCUGACGAUAGGCGUAGAUGCAAGAGACACCAAGAAACGGGAUCCGCGACAAUUUAUCGCUGAAAAACAGCAAGCUGAGAUGCUGUUCAUUAGGCGCGCCUAUAAGGAGUGGCAAAGGGAGCGGAACAAGAUCAAGAAGGGUUUGGAAGGUAGUUCGGAAACGGAUGAAUUCAGAGAAUCCCGUAGGCCACGGAAGAUCCCAGCAUCGCCCAGACUUGUUGACGAGAAUGAGGUUGAAGUAACUUCACUUAUGAACCGGUCUAGUAGUCUUCGUGCACCGUCACGGUGGUGAUAUGAUCUACAACUUCCACUUUUCACUCAUGGUAAAUUGAUGGUUUCAUCUAGAAAGAGGCCGACUGUAGUACCUACAUGCAUAGUAAUGAAUUGCCAAUUUUUGUAGUAGUAGUCCAAGUCCUCACUCUCCUCGUCUCUCUCUCUAAUUUUCUCUCCGACGUAAGCGGCGCCGACUUCUGCAGCAUGAUUAACAAGAUUGCAAAAACGCAGAAAAAAGAGGAGGUAAUAGAACCAGAACCACAGAAAGAAGAAGUGUACAUUCCGAAAUACAGCUUUCACAACAACUUUGGAAUGAACCUUUUAGAAGAAGAUGGAGGCGCUCUACUGCGGGAUCCUGUUGUGUUGGGAGCGAGAAUGCGAAGGGAAGCAGUAUCACGAGGAGGUUGAAGAUCAUGCCAUUGAAGAUGAGCAGUGCGCGGCCCACAACAAGAACGCGGCCGGACACGACCGGCAUCUUCUAGUAGAUCAAGGCUACUCUUUCCUCUUUUCUUGUCAUCUUCAAGGCUACCCUGAAUAACAUCGCCUUCGGUUAGGGAUCUGGCUGGAAGACACGGGGAAGCCUCAGCUGCUGGGAGAGUGGUCCAGUGAAGCACUCCCAUUUUGACGUGCUGCCACUGUUAACACGACUUGAUGAAGGUUGAAGGUCGCAAAAGCGCCACCGAGUCCGAGCAGAACAACAGCAGCGGUUCUGUAGGAGUGUCGCAGACCUUCGGAGAAACUGCAGACUCACAUGGAAGAAUUCAAAUAUUGAAGUCAGGUGAUGUAGGUCCUCUAGGCGUAUAAUGGCUCAUUUCACGCACUGUUCUCUCCGCUUCAAAGUAUAUUCAAGUCAGGUUUAGGUACAUCGUCAUUGACACAUCGACGACCCUGAAUUCUCUACUUCAGGAUCGCCUGAGGCAGCGCUUCUGAAGUGGAGGAGUCUUCAGCAUUGUAACACCGAUGUUGAUGUUCGUGUUAACUGAUGCUUUCUACUUCUUGUUCGCUCAUGUUAAUUCUGAUGUGAUAGAAAAUGAAGUUGUUCCUCUGCAGAAAGAAUACAUUCUUCUCGAAAGACCAAAUGAGUAUCUUCACAGGAGCACUUGGAACAAUUUGUUGAACACUAUCUUCUUCACCCUUCUCAAGGUAAAAACUAAUACAGCUCGCCCAGUUAUCAUGACGAUAACCAGACUUGCUCUUUAUGAUAUUCUCUUGAUGGUCGAUUUCCUGCAGGACGUACAUUCAAUUAGAGUUACGCGUGGUGGAUGCAGGUAGAGUGUAAUCGUCCAUAGUGCG
This is a messenger RNA of Amoebophrya sp. A25, 2494 nucleotides long. NCBI's taxonomy places the organism in Eukaryota, Dinophyceae, Syndiniales, Amoebophryaceae. The record is from the annotation of a GenBank genome assembly.